GACAUUAUUUCUUAUUUAUAGACUGUUUGGAGCUAUUUAAAAAUGGCACAAGAACAGACGGAGUUUAUUCCAUCUCACCAGAUGGAAGAUGUCCUUUCUUUGUGUAUUGCGACAUGACGAACGGGGGUUGGACUUUGAUCCAGAAUCGGAUUGACGGUAAAGUAAACUUUUAUCGGCCAUGGAAUGAUUACGUUAGUGGGUUUGGUGAUAUCGAUGGCUCUCACUGGUUAGGCUUGGAGAAAAUUCACCGUCUGACUCGAGAUGGCAGUCAGAUACAUUUUAAUAUAGAGAAUUAUGAUGGUACAAAGGAUUAUGAGCAAUACCAAGUGUUUACCGUUCAAGGAGCGGCAACUGCAUACACAUUGAACGUAGAUGCCUUUAAUUAUGAGGGUAGCAUAUGCGAACUACUGAGUUACCAUAACAAUAUGAAAUUCUCGACUUAUGACAGGGACAACGAUAUUUGGCCAAGCAAUUGCUGUGUCGAGGAGUCAGACGGUGGGGGAUGGUGGUACAAAGAAUGUUACAAGUUGGGAAACAUGAAUGGGGUAUUUGGUAAAACCUCACAAGGUGGUAUUGGCUACAGGACCACAAAGAAUAUACUGAUAAAAAAGGUUACAAUUAAGCUGAAAAACAUAAAUGGUCAAUGUUUAACUCAGAAGUAGCAAUGCCAUUUUCUCAUUUACUUUACAAUUACAAAGCUUUUAACGAAGAACUCAUGAUAUUGAAGUCGUGUAUUAUGAAAUUUUAACACUAAAAUUUUCAAUGAAAAAUAUCUGUUUUUAUUUCAUUAAGAAAUUAUAUGAAGUCCAACAUGUCAGUAAAGAAGU
This is a messenger RNA of Mercenaria mercenaria, 827 nucleotides long. RefSeq names its product fibrinogen-like protein A. NCBI's taxonomy places the organism in Eukaryota, Metazoa, Mollusca, Bivalvia, Venerida, Veneridae. Bases 114 to 662 code for a protein of 182 amino acids. The record is from RefSeq and is a predicted model, not a curated record. The transcript is spliced from 2 exons.